GAAAAACAUCCAUGGAGGAACGCAUGUCAACCGGCUGACAGGUCAGACUAUACAGCCUGUGGGUCAGAGACACUACACACAACAACAGAGUGUAGUAGUGAUGAAAAGCUAAGUUUUUAAGUAGUUUCUUAUAGAUAGCUCAGUCAUGUCCGGAGCGUUAGCAAGGCUGCUCUUCUACCCGACUUUAGCCUACAAUGUUGUCAUGGAGAAGGUGUCGUCGAGGCGGUGGUUUGACCGAGUGGACGAGACGGUGGUCCUGGGAGCUCUGCCGUUCAGAUCCAUGACUAAACAGCUGGUAGAAACAGAAAAUGUUCGAGGGGUCAUCACCAUGAAUGAGAAGUAUGAGACUAAAUAUUUCUGCAACUCAGCCGAGGAGUGGCGGGCUGCAGGGGUUGAGCAGCUGAGGCUGAGCACUGUUGACCUCACUGGCGUCCCCAGCCUGGAGAACCUGCACCGAGGAGUGGACUUUGCCCUGCAGCACCGGGAGCAGGGAACAAGCGUGUACAUCCACUGUAAGGCGGGACGCUCCCGCAGCGCCACACUGGCUGCUGCUUACCUCAUCCGGUUACACUGCUGGACUCCAGAGGAGGCCUGUCAGAAGCUGGCAUCUGUUCGACCCCACAUCCUGGUGCGUGCUGCUCAGGUGGAGAUGCUGAGGAAAUACUACCAGCAGGUGUGUGGGCAGUCCAGCUGAGAGUGCAGGGGUCGCAACGGGUCGGAAUUCAUUAUGUUCCCAGAGGCAGAAAGACUGGACUCUGAGCCUUGUUUAAAGCCACAAAGACAUGAAACGUGCCUGUGGUUGUAUCAACCAAUCCUCCAUAUCAUAAUGUACACCCACUGAAGAAUAAAUGCCAAAUUUCCCCUCUACCCCACCCAUGUUUUUAAAAGCAAAUUUAAAGGCUUUUAUUGGCAAAUUAAAGAUUUUAGUGGUUAAUUCAUGAAACAGACAGUCAGCACUAUCAUGGAUUAUAUGUGUAACCCACAUUUCAUAAAACCUGUGGCUUCAAACUGACAGUGUCAACAUGGAACAGUGACCAAAAACAUCUAUUCUACAAAUCCCUCACUCUCUGGUUUUAGUACAUGGAGCUAAAACCUAUUCAUUUCUAAAAUAUAUGAAAAUCUGAAUUAUUUUAAAAGAAUGUAAACACAUCUUGUUUCAACCAAAAAUUAUUCCAAUCCAACAUUGCAAUGCAGUUUGCUUCUGACUUUUGUAAUAAAAACAUAAAAAACCCAA
Molecule: messenger RNA, 1234 nt
Organism: Seriola dumerili (greater amberjack)
Lineage: Eukaryota; Metazoa; Chordata; Actinopteri; Carangiformes; Carangidae
Gene: ptpmt1
Product: protein tyrosine phosphatase, mitochondrial 1
Exons: 4
Coding region: 146-694 (182 amino acids)
Biological process (GO): protein dephosphorylation
Molecular function (GO): protein tyrosine/serine/threonine phosphatase activity; phosphatidylglycerophosphatase activity; phosphatidylinositol-4,5-bisphosphate 5-phosphatase activity
Source: RefSeq, a predicted model, not a curated record